CCUGGAAGAACCCGGAUGUGCCUGGCCGCCGAGUUGGCAGUCGGGGCUGAGAGGAUUGGGCACUAUUGGGGUACGCAACCUGGGCGAAUGGCGCAGGGUUGGGCGGGCUUCUCUGAGGAGGAGCUGAGAAGGCUAAAGCAGAAUAAAGAUUCAUUUGAGCCACCACGCCGUCUCCCUGUGAAGAAAACCCGACAACAACUUCAGCGAGAAAAAGCCCUACUAGAGCAGAGCCAGAAACUUGGACUUCAAGAUGGCUCAGCCUCUUUAUCUCCAGGCCAACUGCUUUCUGCCCCCAAACAGAGUAUCAGCACUCAGAAACCAUAUUCUCCCCCGACCUGGACUUGUCCUAGCCCCGCUGCAUUCACUUCUCCUGCUGGUGAUGGGAAACUACCGGGUACUGAAAGUCAACCCAGGGAAACAGGACUUGAGAAUUCCCAUGAUGGGCAUGAAAACUUGGAGGUUCUGCCUCCAAAGGCAGAUUGCAAGUUGGAGAAAAAGAAAGUGGAAUUGCAAGAAAAAUCUCGUUGGCAAGUACUCCAGCAAGAACAACGACUAAUGGAAGAGAAAAAUAAACGGAAGAAAGCUCUUUUGGCAAAAGCUAUUGCAGAAAGAUCUAAAAGAACUCAAGCAGAGACUAUGAAACUAAAGCGGAUCCAGAAGGAGUUACAGGCUUUAGAUGAAAUGGUUUCAGCUGACAUUGGAAUCCUCAGGAACCGGAUUGACCAGGCCAGCCUAGAGUAUUCAUAUGCACGGAAGCGGUUUGACAGGGCCGAAACUGAAUACGUUACUGCAAAGCUAGACCUACAACGCAAGACUGAGAUAAAAGAGCAACUCACUGAGCACCUUUGUACAAUCAUACAGCAGAAUGAACUCCGAAAGGCCAAGAAGUUGGAGGAGUUGAUGCAACAGCUAGAUGUACAGCCCGAUGAGGAGUCAUUGGAACUUACAGUGGAGGUGGAAAGAUUGCUUUGUGAACAGGAAGAAGCAGCGAGGAAGCAAAUGGGUCCUACAGAAAGGCUGUGUCAGCCUGCUGUGGAGAGUGUGACUUCAGGGCUUACGAAAAAGAACAAAAACUCUGAAGAACAAGCUGUUUCCCCAAAGGGAGAUGAACAGUGUGAACAUUCCAGUAGCAUCUCCUGUCCUGGUCCAGACUAUGCAAAUCAAGAAGUUAAUGAUAUUUCAACGGCUCUCACCUCGUGAAGUGCCAGUAUUCUUUUCAACUAAUAUGAUAUUCACUACAUUGUAUUUUCUGCAGUAGGUUGUGCCCUGGCCUCUGAUAAAACCCUUGUAAAACUGUUAAUGUUUGGAUCUAUAAUUAGUAUUAAUAUGUUUGACCUUUCUAAUUGCAAUUUUAUAUCUAUAUGGCACCUUGAUUCUGGCCCAGUUCUUUCAGUGUUCUUUUAACUGUUAUUACUGAGUUAAAAUAAAUGACAAAAUGAUGGAAGUA
This is a messenger RNA of Chinchilla lanigera (long-tailed chinchilla), 1447 nucleotides long. RefSeq names its product golgin, RAB6-interacting (gene Gorab). Lineage: Eukaryota; Metazoa; Chordata; Mammalia; Rodentia; Chinchillidae. Gene Ontology annotation, biological process: non-motile cilium assembly. The record is from RefSeq and is a predicted model, not a curated record.